This is a messenger RNA of Bombus impatiens (common eastern bumble bee), 727 nucleotides long. RefSeq names its product zinc finger protein 581-like. The transcript has 3 exons. NCBI's taxonomy places the organism in Eukaryota, Metazoa, Arthropoda, Insecta, Hymenoptera, Apidae. Bases 328 to 654 code for a protein of 108 amino acids. The record is from RefSeq and is a predicted model, not a curated record.
CCAUAUGGAAAUGUUCUUUCUGCAUGCAAACGAACUGCCAUCGAACGUACGCGAUACAGAAAAGGAGACGUAUUUUGUAAAUCGCGCGAUAAAUAACGUUAUUUCGAGCAAUCCGAUCGCAAAAAGAAUUCGUCAUCUCGUUUAGCGAGCCCGUCCAUGCGCAUUCGCGAAAUUCCCACCAAUUUCCGUGGAAUAUUGGAAACGAAGAAUCUGUAAGCUCAAAUAGCAUGUAUACAAUAAACGUUCAUCCGUUGGAGAAAUCGAGAGUUUUUCGAUUUUCUAAAAUUCCAAUUGUGCCAACAGAAACAAAAGAAAUAUUGCUGUGCGAUGUAUUUACCGGAUCCAUCGAUCUUCCAGUAUCACGUGGAUCACUGUGUGCAGUUGGAACCGCAACAACAGCGUUGUCGUCGACUGGGAAAGAAGCACGGAAGCAAUGAUAGCAAUAGGUAUAAUUGUCCAAAGUGCGAGAGGACUUACCGGCACUUGCAUCACAUGUUGCGCCACUAUAAGUUCGAGUGUGGCAGCCCACCGAGGUUUCAGUGUCCCUAUUGCGAAAUGAGGAGCAAGCAGUCCAACAACGUUUAUAAACACAUACGCCUGAAGCAUCCAGGAUCGAAGCUCGAAGUCGUUGUACUUCAAUAUGACCAGCAAUAAACUUAUUUCUUCCUCUUUCUUUAACUAAGACAAUUUGCUAACAAUAAAGUGUUUGAUUGUGAUAAAGAAAUAA